Messenger RNA from Coregonus clupeaformis (lake whitefish), 5898 nucleotides. RefSeq names its product transmembrane protein 132A (gene tmem132a). NCBI's taxonomy places the organism in Eukaryota, Metazoa, Chordata, Actinopteri, Salmoniformes, Salmonidae. Bases 944 to 2710 code for a protein of 588 amino acids. The transcript has 9 exons. The record is from RefSeq and is a predicted model, not a curated record.
CUCUGUCUGCGUCUCUCCUCUCUAAACACGUGGAGAGAGAGAAGGAUGAAGGAGGGAAGGAGAGGUACAGGGUGCGGGUGUUGUUCCAUGUACGAGGGGGCACCAGCAGAGGGAGCUGUAUCACCCUCCACGCCUUCAAAGAGACCGAGGAGCAGAAGGCUUCGUGUAUCACACAGCCUCCACUGGGUCUAUGUGUGGUGACCCUGACCCUACCUAAGAACUGGUUUGAGGCGGACCAGACCAGCCAGCCCUACCUCGGCCCCAACCAGCCCGCCAGGCACACACACCGACACCGCACCCGUAAUCGGGGACGACGGCACGAGGUUGUUGUCGUCGUUGGAGCCGGUGGCAUCCCCUUCCCGGGCGCCCUCAGAUACAGCCCCGCCCACGCCAGAGACCGCAUCCAGCUGUACUACUCAUUGUUCGGCACAGCAUCCAACCUCAAACUAGCACCCCCUAGGUGUGUGGAAGACAAAUUACCACAGUCUCAGAGACAGUUGUUUUAUAUAGGAGCUGUGACUCUGAGGGACUCUACAACAAGGGGAAAGACUCCAACAGGACCAAAGAGGAAAUAGGCUGUUCCAACGGACAGGAAGAGGAGGAGCUACGGUUGGAUUCCAACGUGCUGAUUCGCUAUCGCAGGGGACCGGUCCGCACGGGACAGCCAAUAGGGGUUUCUGUGAACCUGAGGGCCAAUUUCAGUGCAGAGUUUGUUGUUAUCCGACUGAAGGUGAAGAAAGGCCUUUUGUCUCUGGUUGCCCAGCGCUCUCUGAACUCUGACCUCUGGGUUGUGACCCUGGAGAGAACCCAGGGCUCCAAACAUGAUGUCAUCUCCAUCAUCUGCCACAAACUGGCCGGACACACUGACAGCAACAGUCUGUCUGCUCUGCAGCAGGUUGCCUGUCUGUCAGUGGACGGCUUGCGAAGGAGUUUCGGGGUUGCCAUGACUGUAUCGGCUAGCUGGUGGGUAGAGUACUCAGGCCGUAAUAACCCUCCGCCACCACACGGCGGAGUAGUGAGCAGCUUCUGCUUCACUGACAGAGACAUAGUGGGCAUCUCUCCCAUUACUGAGAGUGGCACGAUCAUCAACACGGCCAUCUUGACCAGCGAGCCCGUGUCGCUUCCUGUCAUUGUGCUGGCAGUGGGGCAUGAUGGGAAGGUGUCUGAUGUCACCGCAGCGGUGAAAUGUCAGUCGUCAAAUGAUGAUAUCAUCAAGGUGUCAAGCGAUUGCUCCACCCUCUUCGUCGAUGGAAGUGAAUCAGGGGUGGGCAGCACCUGUGUGGGGGUGGAGUUUCUCCUGGGCACGCUCAGUGGGUCCCUGUGUCUGUCCGUGUGGGCUCCUGUCGUCCCGCUGCGCGUCUCACUGUCCGACAACGAGCUGAGCGCCAUCGAGGGCUGGAACCACUACACGGAGAACGGCUGUUCUCCAGUGUACCAGAGGUCCACGGUUCAGGUUCUGACCCAGUUCAGUGCUCAGGGGGGCCAGGGUCAGCUGACCUACCUGCUGGGCUCCUCCGAUUGGUUCGUGGAUGCCACAGAGAUGGUCCGUAAUUGGCUGAGGGUAGAGAAUCCUCGUGUGGCGGUCCUCGACAAGCAGAGCAAUCUGAUUGGUCUACACCCAGGGAAAACUUCAGUUCAUGUCAUAUCAAGCCAAUGGGAUGGUGUGCUGGGUAGCUGUGAUGUCAUCGUGACCUCUGAACCCGUGACCCCAGGUGACCUCUCAGUGCAGGUUGUGGGAGGACUCGGUAUGUCAAUCAAUGCAAGCCCUGCCCAUCCUGCUGUUGUCACAGCAACAGUGACAGCGUACAACGUUCUCUACAACCAUGGGCAGGAAGCGUCCAUCAGUGUCUGGCUCCAGUUCAGUGAUGAUAGCGCCACGUUGCUCUCCGCCUUCAGCCGUGGUACAUUCGGCCUUCGCCUCUCCUCAUUGGCCGAGACCGUAGUUGCCGUGACGCCCGGUCCGUCGCUGCGUGUUGUCGCCCAGGGUGAAGGGGGCGGGCCUUUACUGAAAGCAGAACUCCUGGUCACCACCUGCAAGCCAAUGGCGAACUCCGUCGACGGGGACCUGGCCAAUCCGAGGGAAGGAACCGAGACCAGGAGUCUGGCUAAAGGAUCUGGUUGGAUCAGGGUGAACCUGGACUCUGACCUUCAUCCAAUGGGGAGCGAGGAGGCAGACUUUCAGCUGCUCGAUAUUUCGGACAUGCUGGUGGAGUCGUCGGACAGGGACGUUCAGUACAGCAACUUCCCGGACAAUGACAUCAUCAUAGAGAAUGUCACCGCCGUCAACGGUGACGACUACUAUGACAAGGCCGGCGAUGGGAUGGUCGCCAGGAACGACCUGGAGAGAGCGGUGUUGACCCCGAAUCACGAAGAGAGCGCUGUGUACUUCUCUCCCGGGGUGGAGAGAGAGAGGGAGGAGAAACUGGGGGAUAAAGAGCUGGAACUGGGUGUCGGGGCAGUUCUCUCCCUCCUCUGCCUCUCCGCACUCCUCUUCCUGGUGAAUUGUCUGCCCUGCGCUUUGAGGGAGAGGAAGAGGAGGAAGGACAUGAACGUGGAGGGGGUGGAGGAGGAAGGAGAAGAGGAGAAGGAGGAGGAGAAGGAUGUUGCAGAAAAGAACGAGAAAAUAACAUCAUACCCCAGGGUAAUAUCACUUCCUGAGACUAUUCCAGCAGAGAAAGAGGAGCAGCCAGAUCAAAGCAUUGACCAUUAAGGCUGCUCCGAAUAGGCACCCUAAUCCCUUUAAAAGCCCUGCUCAAAAGUAGUGCAUUGUGUCGGGAAUAGGGUGCCAUUUUUUUCAGGAGAGAAAGGUUGUUGAUAAAAUCAACAUUCUUUGGAAAAUGUACUAUAUGUUCUUGUCACUGUUUCACCAACAAUGUAUCUUAAUGUCAUCUUUGUAUAAGGCUAGUCUUUUUCUCAGUUAUUUAUUUCUGAAUGUUUGUCUAUCUACCAUCGCACAUCUACAGUAACUAUCCAACAGAAGUUAAUUAUGUGUGCAGAAACAAUGCACGUACACAUCUGCCACAUUUAUUUGAUUGGUAUUAUUUCACAUGUACAAUUUGUUGUCAUAUCUUUUCGAUUUAGGGCUCAAUUCAAUCCGUAUAGCUUAAGUUCACCCUUAUAUUGCAAUUGAAUUUUAAAGGCAAUGUUCCCACGUUCGCAGAGACUGAAUUCACGGUAAACGCUGCAUAUGUCAGCUCAAUCGGAAAUUACCUUUACAUUUCAAGCACGCUAUAGCGCUGAACUUUGGUGAUACGGAUUGAAUCAAGCCCUUAGGCCUAUUGACGGAAUAGUAUAGGGUUGCAAAAUCCUGGUAACUUUCCCCAAAUUCCCCGCCGGGAUGACUCCCAUACACAUGAUUGUUCCCUCCUGAUUCCAGAGAUUCUCCAACUGGGAUUUCUGUAAGAACUGGGAAUUUGGGGCAAGUUACUGGAAUUUGCAACCCUAGUCCUGCACAUUCUAGUGUUCUGGUUGAUCUCAUCAACCAAAAGGAAAACCCACUUGUAAAUAGACGUUAUAGAAUAACUCAUGUGAAACAUGUUAUUCUCCUGCUUGGCAAAGGUUGUAAAUUAACUUAAUAUGAUUUCCUAGUAAUACAAUAUUUAUUUUUGCGUUUGAUUUAGUGCUAAUUAGGAAAUAGUUUGAUUCCUUGAUCAACCUUUUAUUUUUAUUUUUUAUCUGGCCUAAUUUAUCAGUCAAUCUGUCCAGAGUUUAGCUGUGUUUGGCCAGACCUCCAGACAAGUGUCUGGGGGAGAGCUGGCUGGCCCAUAUGGCUGGCCUAGAGAUGUUAUGUAUCCAACUCCAGCUACCUCGAACUGAUGCUGGGUGGCACAGAGCACUCUGUUCCUGGCAGUCUUCUCCAGCUAGUUCCACCCCAUGUGGGUUGUCUGCCUCAAGCGCCAGUCUCAAGGUGUUUCUUGGAUUAUGGACCUGACCAGUAGAGGUCACUAACAGAGCACUAUUUCCAGCUCCCAUGUUGCCACUUAGUGUGAAUGAGAAUUGGCUCAAGUGUAAGGUUCAAUCCCAGGUAGAGCCUGUGGUUGUGUUGACACUGAUGAUUGAUGGACUGUGACAACUGAUGAAGGUUUAAUAUUUGAGGUUCCCCUUCCUGUGAACACCAGUGGUGAUGGAGGGAAACUUCUGGAAAGAGUAGACAAUUAGUGUUUUAAUCGCUAUUUUUGCCUAUUAAAAAAACGUUUACCGUAGGUUUCCCUUCAUAACCGCUGCUGGUGACUGUUCUGGAACCAUGGGGGGAACCCCAGGAUUUAACCGCCCCCACUUAUUGCCCAUCUUCUGGCCGGCACACCACUCCCCAAUCUCUUUUCUGUUAUAACACCCCUCUCCCCACUUUUCCCAGGGGGCCAGAGCCCCCAUUCUGAACCCACACUGCAGGCAUACUACCUCAUUAGUUGCUGGGUAAGUGUUUGACUUGCUAGUCUUAACUUUGCAUGAGUGAGGCUAUGAACCCACAUUGUCAGUUUGGAACAUGUAUUAAAUUGUCUAGGUGUAUUGCACUAGCGUUGAAGAUGUGAAUGCAGUAGUUUAAACCUCACAUUCAUGUAGCCCCUAAAGAAAUAUGAUGGUCAAUUUGCCAUGGGCUUGAUGUGACUGACCGCAUGGGGAAAUAAUUAUAAUGAUCUUUCCAACAAGCCAGUCUAGCAAAAGCUCAUGUCAUUACAGUACAUUAUCAAUAUCAUAGCUUACAGAUUGUUAUUCUGAACAGGACAUCUCUUUGAAACAAUUCAGUACAAGUCUAUAGCCUGUACCCACAUUUUAGGUAGGAUAUAGACCUACAGUAGCCUUUAGACAAGGAUCCCCCAACUGGCGGGCCGAAUUUUGCUUACGGGUGGUUUUAUUUGGCCCCCCAAGUUUUCUGUGCAAAAAGUGAUUUUAAUUUUGGAAAUCUGUUCCCAAGUAUUCCCACGCAUAAUAGAGAGACGUGAUCGUAUACAAAUGUAAGGAAUGUUGGAAAUGAUUAUGUUUCAGUCAAAUAGAUCUGUUUGGGCUUCUUGCGGUCAAUUUGCAGUCUCCAAAAUUAUUUGUAAUUAUGUUCCGGCCCCACGACAAACCGCUCAAGAAAAAUAAUUGGCCCACGGCUGAAUGUAGUUGAUGAUCCCUGCUUUAGACCCAUUCCCACCUUACUAGAAAGUAAACCAUGAAGCACCGCAUUUGAAUUGAUAUAGUGUGACAUGCGGAGUUGCGUCCAAUAACUACUGUAUAGCAGAUUUCAUUUGCAUAGAUGUCAGACGAUACGUUACAGUAACUAUAUUGUUGGACAAAAAUAGUACAAUUCAAAUUAAAUGGUGGCGUAAUUUACAUUUACAUUUUUAGUCAUUUAGCAGACGCUCUUAUCCAGAGCGACUUACAGUUAGUGAGUGCAUAAAUUUUUUCAUAUUGUACCUUUUCAGUUGCUCCCUUUAGUGAUGUCUGGACAAUGGAGUCCUUGACUCAUUAGAUGAACUACGUGCAGGUAGUUAUGACCAGAGGUUGCUUCAGAAGCUUGGGAUGGACCACAAAUAUUCAAGUAUGAGCACGGUUUGGAGCAUGCGAUCAAAAUCUAACAAUGCAGAUCAUAAAACGACCCCAUUAUUUACAGCGUGAUUUUACAGCAGAAAGAAAAAGAAAGUUUGGACUACCAUUUUCUAUUAAUUUAAUGCAAAUGAAAUCAAUUUCUUGAUUUUGAAUUAAUACAAUCAUUCUCUAUCAAUCUAUCUUAACCAAGAGCACAACACGGCACAUUUGUUUUAGAGAUUGUUUACAGAUCUAAAACAAGUCAAGUACAGAUGCAAAAAAGUGAUCACAUUAUGGAAAAAUAUAUUUAUUUUGCACAUGCAGAUCCUUCUACAUAUAACAUGAUCUUAGAAAUUGUCAAUACAAAAUGGAAGUUAACAUGCUAAACAG